CCCACCCAAUAAUUAAGCGCGGAGUUGCGAGACCGGAACGGAGAAAAAGGAUGUCAUGGUGGGCUCGGUCGCUGGUGAACUCCCUGAGGGGCGACGACGAAGAGGACGAAGAAUCGGCGGAUGAAGAAACGAGUAAUGAGAAAUCGCACAUCGGAUCCCGGUCAAGAUCGCAAGAAGGUGAAAUAGACGAGAUAGAGGAGGUGAGGAUUACGCCGACGCGGGGCGUUAAAGAUGACCUCUCCGACCUCACCCAGACCCUCACCCGCCAACUCUGGGGCGUCGCCUCCUUCCUUGCCCCCACCCCUGUCGGGCCCGACGGCAGCGAUCGGUCGGUUUCCGCAAUGUCCGACGAGGCCGCCCUCCCUGCGGUGACGGCGGCGGAGUCGCCGAGGAUCGCCGGAAUUCGCAGCGAUUUUGCGGAGAUCGGUGGGACGUUCAAGAUUGGGAUAUCGUCCGUGCUGUCGCACACUAAGGCGGUGGCGGAGAUUUCUAAGAUCGCGUCUUCGCUUUUGCCGUUUGGAUCGGACGAGGAGGACGGGGAAGUUGAUGGGGUUGGAAUCGAUGCGGUUGGUGUUAAUGAGGAGGUUUUGGCUUUUGCGAGGAACAUCACGAUGCAUCCGGAGACUUGGUUGGAUUUCCCUUUGCCCCCUGGUGGCGAAGACUCUGAUGAUUUUGAAAUGUCAGAUGCCCAGCUAGAACAUGCAUUGGCUAUUGAACGUCUUGCACCUGAAUUUGCAGCUAUGAAAGCUGAGCUUUGCCCUAGUCAAAUGACUGAAGGGUGUUUCUGGAAGAUCUAUUUUGUGCUUUUGCAUUCUAGACUCAAUGUUCAUGACGCCGAAUUCCUGUCUACAUCUCAGAUUGUGGAAGCUAGAUCCAUUCUUUUGCAGGAUUUGCACGCAUGGACAAAACCAGAAUCUGAGAGGUUAGAAACAGAAGCAUCCUAUGGUAAAUAUGAUUUUGCAACAGUUCCUGUUGAAGAGAAUGUCAUGGGAUCAUCAAGCGCUGUUAAUGCUGUAUCACCCGCAGCACUCUCAUUUGGAGAACCAGCUUCUGAUUCCAUGAGAGACACUGAGACUGGAAAGCAUCCAGUCCAAACUAUAGCAUCUGAUUCCAUGGAAGAUGUCGCGACUGAAAAGUAUCCCGUACAAAUUAUAGCUUCAGGUCUUGUGGUGGAUUUUGAGACUGAAAAGCAUCCAGUCCAAACAGAUGAGGUGAAAAUUGUUGACAAAUCUGUCAUUGAAGAAGAGUUGGCAAAUCAAAGUAAGAGAAAGGAGAUAUCUAGCCAAACUUCUAGAGACCCGGUGGAGAGGUAUGAAGAAGACGGUGAUGAAUGGUUGGAGGAUGACACUGGUGAAGCAAGCAAAGGAGGGGGUCUAACUAUUCCAUUAGGGCAGGAAGACGAUGUAUCCUUCAGUGAUCUGGAGGAUGAUGACGAUGGUGGUGGUGAAGCCCCAACGAACAGCUUGAAAACUGUGUCAGUUGAUUCUCAAACAAAAGAUACUGCAAGCUGGGUUCAGCUGAACAAAGGUUCUGGGGGUUCAAUGGAAGGUGACAACUCCAUCGGUCCAAAGACUAAGUUAUCUAAUGAUUGGCUGGACGUUGAAGAUUUUGAUGUGGAAUGACAAAAAGAACUGUUUCCUUGUAAAAUUUUCACGGUGAAGAAUCAAUAUGCCUUCGUAUGCCAAAGAUCUCACUCUCUCCAAUGGCAGGUAGUAUAUGAUUUGCUUGUGGUCUGUGUACAUAAAAGUCAAGUCGCAUGCAGUAUCUCUGAAAUUUCAAAAAUCUUGCAGAUGCUUUCUGAUUGGUUUGUUCAUUGAAACAUCCUCUCCGUUGUUCCUUUUUAGGGAUAACAUUGAGUACAUUUUCUUGAUACUAUUCAGAUGGUAGUCGAAGGAAUUUGUGAAGCA
This is a messenger RNA of Musa acuminata AAA Group (dessert banana), 1907 nucleotides long. RefSeq lists its product as uncharacterized. The transcript is spliced from 3 exons. The record is from RefSeq and is a predicted model, not a curated record. Bases 51 to 1622 code for a protein of 523 amino acids. NCBI's taxonomy places the organism in Eukaryota, Viridiplantae, Streptophyta, Magnoliopsida, Zingiberales, Musaceae.